AUGGUUAUUCCGGGGGAGGUGUUGAAUAUGGCAAAGGGUGAAGAUGUCACUGUCAAAGAUGCUGUUUACAGGUUGCAACACUGUCUUCUUGAAGGUAUUCAAGAUGAAAAUAAGUUGUUUGCUGCAGGAUCGGUUAUGUCUCGUGGCGACUAUCAAGAUGUGGUUACUGAGAGGUCGAUAGCAAAGUUAUGCGGUUACCCUCUUUGUAGUAACAGUUUGACUUUGGAAGCACCAAAUAAGGGGAGAUAUAGCAUUUCAUUGAAGGAACAUAAGGUUUACGAUCUUCAGGAAACCUACAUGUACUGCUCCCCGGAAUGUGUGAUAAACAGUAGAGCAUUUCCGGCAAGCCUGCAGGAAGAGAGGUCUUCAGCGCUAAACCCCACGAAAUUGAACCAAGUUUUAAGGCUGUUUGAGGGAUUAGGAUUGGAAGACUCCAAGAUGGAUGCGUGUGAGAAAAGUAAAUUUGGGCCUUCGGCAUUGAAAAUACAUGAGAAGAUGGACAAAAGUGCUGGGGAAGUGACUUUGAAAGAGUGGAUGGGGCCAUCAAAUGCUAUUGAGGGUUAUGUGCCACAGAAAGACCCUACUUUCAACCAGCAACAGCCAGAUAAAUCUGACAAAGGGCUGAAGUCUAAGAAUGAUGCCCAAGCAAAACCUAAAAAAAGGUUGAAAGAGCAUUCAGCUAAAUCAGAAGAGCGGGUUGCUUCUGUGGGACACCAAAAUAAGAGUAAAGAACUAGCAAAAGCUCAGAGAAAACAGGCCAUGCAGAAAAAACUUGAUGCAUUAUCAACAGACGUGAAUCAGAAGCUUGUUAUUACAGAUUCAUCUUCUGAUUCUGCCAGAAAUGCACCUGACUUGAAUUUUAGUGAGGCAACUUCAGAAAUUCAGGAUGAAAAGGCACUUUGGUCAAAUCAAACGUUACUAAGAUCUUCUCUAAAAUCAUCAAACAGAAAGAAAGAAACCCGUUCUGUUACUUGGGCUGAUGAGAAGACUGAUGGCAAUAGCAAUAAAAGCCUCUGCGGGUUUAGAGAACCAGAGGAUAAAACAGAUGGCAAUGGCCAAAAAAUUCUCUGCAAUUUGAACAAAUCAGAGGACAAAAAUGAUACUUCUGGAAUACUGAACACUGUGGAAGUGAAAGGGGAUGAGGAUCCAGAUAGAUUGUUAUCUGCUGAAGCAUGUGCAAGAGCCCUCACUGAAGCUGCUGAACCUGUUGCAUCUGGAGCUUCUGAUAUCUCCGAUGCGAUUUCUGAAGCUGGGAUUAUUGUAUUACCACCUCCAGAUGAAGAGAAAUUUGAUAUGCUUGAUUCUGAACCUGAUUCUUUAAAAUGGCCUAUGAAUUCUAGCUCGAGUGAUUCCUGGUAUGAUGAGCCGCCAGAGGGUUUCAAUUUAGUACUAUCACCAUUUGCCACAAUGUACAUGACACUCUUUGCAUGGACAUCAUCAUGUUCCUUGGCUUACAUUUAUGGACACGAUGAAAGCCUUUAUGACGAAUAUUCGUGUGUCAAUGGAAGGGAGUACCCCUGCAAGAUUAUAGCCUUAGAUGGUCGAUCCACAGAAAUCAAGCUAGUACUGUCCAGCUGCCUUGCUCCUGCAUUGCCUGGACUUGUUACUGAUCUCAGACUACCAGUGCCUCUAUCUACGUUGGAGAAGGAAAUGGAUCACUUUAUGUUAGAGGGUUUGCUACUUUAUAUGGAUGCUUGCCUUCUCUUGGUGGACAUCAGAGUUUUGAAUAGGAUCCCUGCACUGACUACUUACAUGACUGGUAGACGAAUUUUACUGCCAAAGGUGUUUCAAGGUGCCCAGAUAACUGCUGAAGAAUACGAGAUCAUGAAGGAUCUCUUGAUUCCACUUGGUAGAGUACCUCAAUUUUCCAUGCAAUGUGGCGCCUAA
Molecule: messenger RNA, 1887 nt
Organism: Oldenlandia corymbosa var. corymbosa
Lineage: Eukaryota; Viridiplantae; Streptophyta; Magnoliopsida; Gentianales; Rubiaceae
Source: the annotation of a GenBank genome assembly